AUGCAUUUCACAAAGCUCGACGACUCUCCUAUGUUCCGCAAGCAGAUACAAUCACUGGAGGAAGAUGCUGAAUCAUUGAGGGAGAGAAGUUUAAAGUUCUAUAAAGGAUGUAGAAAAUACACUGAAGGGCUUGGGGAGGCUUAUGAUGGGGACAUUGGUUUUGCUAGUGCUUUAGAAACUUUUGGUGGAGGGCAUAAUGAUCCUAUCAGUUUGGCUUUUGGAGGCCCUGUUAUGACCAAAUUUACUAUCGCCUUGAGAGAAAUUGGAACAUACAAGGAAGUCCUCCGAUCCCAGGUUGAGCACAUGCUGAAUGACAGAUUACUACAAUUUGUCAACAUUGAUUUGCUUGAGGUGAAGGAAGCAAGGAAGCGUUUUGACAAGGCUAGCCUUCUUUACGACCAGGCUCGUGAGAAGUUUCUGUCACUGAGGAAAGGCACGCGGUCUGAUGUAGCCACCCUUUUAGAGGAGGAGCUUCAUAAUUCAAGGGCUGCAUUUGAGAAAGCUCGCUUUAAUUUAGUAACUGCUAUUUCUAGUGUUGAAGCAAAAAAGAGGUUUGAAUUUUUGGAAGCAGUCAGUGGCACAAUGGAUGCUCAUCUUCGUUACUUCAAACAGGGCUAUGAGCUUUUGCAUCAAAUGGAGCCAUACAUUCAUCAGGUUUUGACUUAUGCUCAACAAUCAAGAGAAAGGUCUAACUAUGAGCAGGCAGCUCUCAAUGAAAGGAUGCAAGAGUACAAGAGGCAGAUUGAUCGUGAGAGUAGAUGGUCUUCCAAUGGUUCUAAUGGAUCUCCAAAUGGAGAUGGUAUACAAGCCAUUGGUAGAAGUUCGCACAAAAUGAUAGAGGCUGUUAUGCAAUCUGCUGCAAAGGGGAAGGUUCAAACUAUCAGACAAGGCUAUCUGUCAAAACGAUCCUCAAGCUUGAGAGGUGACUGGAAAAGAAGAUUUUUUGUUCUUGAUAGCCGAGGAAUGCUUUAUUACUAUCGCAAACAGUGCAGCAAACCUUCUGGUUCUGGCAGUCAACUUUCUGGUCAAAGGAAUAGCUCUGAGCUUGGAUCUGGAUUGUUGAGUCGAUGGCUCUCUUCUCACUAUCAUGGUGGAGUGCAUGAUGAAAAGUCUGUUGCUCAUCACACUGUGAACCUUCUUACAUCAACAAUCAAAGUCGAUGCAGACCAGUCAGAUCUGCGAUUUUGCUUCAGGAUCAUUUCACCAACGAAGAACUACACCUUGCAGGCAGAGAGUGCACUGGAUCAGAUGGAUUGGAUUGAAAAGAUAACAGGGGUUAUUGCUUCACUACUUAGCUCUCAAGCUCCUGAGAGGUGUCUCUCGGCUAGUCCCCUGGGAAGCGGUCACCAUCGGUCUGCCAGUGAGAGUAGUUCAUUUGAAAGUACUGAUUUUGAUCCUUCUGCUGUUGAUGAAUAUACAUCUGAGAGGAGCCUUGCCACUUUACAUCAUGAACGAACAUUGAGAAGUUCACAACAGCAACGAACCAGUGCAGAGAAGCCAAUUGAUGUGUUGCAAAGAGUUUGUGGAAAUGAUAAAUGUGCUGAUUGUGGUGCCCCUGAACCAGAUUGGGCGUCUUUAAAUCUCGGAGUUCUUGUUUGCAUUGAAUGUUCUGGUGUUCACCGUAAUCUUGGUGUACAUAUAUCAAAGGUAAGGUCACUUACACUUGAUGUCAAGGUGUGGGAGCCUUCGGUCAUAAGUUUGUUCCAGUCUCUGGGCAAUGCCUUUGCUAACUCAGUCUGGGAGGAGUUAUUGCAAUCUAGAAAUGCCUUGCAGGUUGAACUCAUCCCCACAGGCUCGUUCAAGUCUGAUAAAGCGCAGCUUCUCGUUAUCAGCAAACCCAAUCCUGCUGACUCUAUAUCAGUAAAGGAGAAGUUUAUCCAUGCAAAGUAUGCAGAAAAGGUAUUUGUUCGCAAGCCUAGAGACAGCCAAAAUACUCAAUCAGUGGCACAACAGAUCUGGGAAGCUGUUCGUGCGAAUGACAAGAAGGCUGUAUACCGCCUUAUUGUUAAUCAUGAAGCAGAUGUCAGUGCUCUGUAUGACCAAGCAUCUUGUAGCUCUUCCCUAACACUUGCUAAAGCAAUGCUAUUGCAAGAGCAGGCCAAACCUGACCAUUGCUGUAGCUACUACUCACCAGGGAAUUCGUUGGAUAGGUCUUCCACUAGCUCUUUAAAAUUUCCAGUUACUAGUGAAGGCCAGACCAUGGAUGAUCUAGAUGGGUGUACCUUGCUUCACCUUGCUUGUGAAACUGCCGACAUUGGCAUGCUAGAACUCCUCUUACAGUAUGGUGCAAGUAUAAAUUCAACCGAUUCGAGAGGUCAGACGCCACUCCACCGUUGUAUUCUUAGAGGCAGCGCUGCAUUUGCAAAAUUGCUCUUGACAAGGGGAGCAGAUCCACGAACUGUCAAUGGUGAAGGUAAAACCCCGCUUGAACUUGCAAUAGAGUCCAACUUUGAUGAGAGUGAGAGUGGUAGGUUGCAUGCCUGCUCCAGGGGCAUCUCUGCAAAACUAGUUGCUCAAGGUUGUAUUGAUAAUGCCCCCUUGCUCGUUUUGUUACUUUUUGUGGUGGAGUUAAGAGGACUUAGAUUUGUCGGACUUGAGAAAUAUCAGGUGGUUCGUGAUUUGCUUAAGGAUUUGAUGGACUCAAUUCUAGGGAGCCGUUACCAAAUGGCUCAAACACAGGGUCCGAUGUUUCGCUUUCGGCCUCGUGAUAGGGACACGAGGGAUGCAACUACUUACGUGGCAAUGGACCCCGCUCUAUUCUGGUCUUCUGAAAGGCGGGAAGGGAAGGGCAAGGGAAGUUUUGUCCUCCAGAGAAAGAGAAACAAAUGA
This is a messenger RNA of Dovyalis caffra, 2829 nucleotides long. NCBI's taxonomy places the organism in Eukaryota, Viridiplantae, Streptophyta, Magnoliopsida, Malpighiales, Salicaceae. The record is from the annotation of a GenBank genome assembly.